Messenger RNA from Etheostoma spectabile (orangethroat darter), 4337 nucleotides. Its product is annotated as zinc finger protein 2. Gene Ontology annotation, cellular component: nucleus. Gene Ontology annotation, molecular function: DNA-binding transcription factor activity, RNA polymerase II-specific; RNA polymerase II transcription regulatory region sequence-specific DNA binding. Gene Ontology annotation, biological process: regulation of transcription by RNA polymerase II. The record is from RefSeq and is a predicted model, not a curated record. The transcript has 3 exons. NCBI's taxonomy places the organism in Eukaryota, Metazoa, Chordata, Actinopteri, Perciformes, Percidae. The coding region runs from base 144 to 2021 and encodes 625 amino acids.
CCGGAAGCACUAUGGCCUCCAAAGAUCCGCCCUCUGCCUCCCCUUUAUGUUAGUUUUGUUGUGGCUGGUGAAGUGUGUAUUGCGGUGCUGUGGAAGCUACAAAAUGUUCCCGGGGUGAAGACAGCCUUUCUUAUCGGUCCGUGAUGUCUAAACUGCAGGCGGUGAAGGCGCUCGUGGCCGAGAGACUGGCGGCGGCGGCGGAGGAGAUACUCGGCGCUGUCGAGAAGAUGCUGCUGCACACGUCAGAUAUGCCACCUGAACAGCAGAGGGCAGCUGUACACAAGCGGCUGGCGGUGGUUGCUGAAGAGAUCUCCAGGAUCCUGGAGAUGAUGAUGGGCAAAUACGCCGACGCAGAGGACUCGUGUUCCCACAAGGAGUUCGAACAUCAACACCUGCUGCUGGACAGCACGUUGAAAAUGGAGGCAGGUGUACAGCAAGCAGACAAACUGCCAAUCUCUGGGUCGGACUGUGAAAAGGACGUUUCCUCUGAGCACAGAAGGAGCUCCAGUCAGCUCCAGAAAACACCAAAUCCACCACAGAUUAAAGACGCGUCUACGGAAACAGACUGUAGGCCCUCACAUCUUCGCCAAAUACACAGAGCAGAAAAGGGCACUUCAACUAUGAUGGAAACAGAGCUGCUGUCCCCUAGCGACAAGGUUCUCUCAUCCGACAACUCAGGAGUUGCGAGUGAAGACAAUGAGAUAAAUGAGAAACCUCUGAAAUCAAUGAAAAAAACAUUUCAAAUACAAAGCCAGGGCGAGGAUUGUUGCAAAAUGUGUGGAAGGUCUUUCCACAAAAGUGUCACUGGGAAAAAUAAAACAAACCGGGAAAACAUUUCUAUAACAAACAAGAGCCAAACUACAGGACAGAGCUGUUGCAGAGUUUGUGGAAAGCUUUUCCGGUACAAGCGUUCUUUCCUGAAACACGUUCUGACGCACGGACAGAGCUCCGGUGUGUGUGGAGCCUGUGGGAAGCUUCUUGACUCCGACGAGAGCUUGAAGACGCAUUUACAAACCCACAGCGAAGACGUCUUCAGGGAGCAAACGGAUGACAAACGAUCAGAGGCAGAGGGCUCUGACGCUGACAGCAAAGUGGGUGACAGUGAUGAGGAGUGGAAGGACAGUGAAGCCAGUGACAGCGAUGAUGGAGACAGUGAGAAAGAUGAGACCAAAGACAGACGUUGUUUGCAAAAGUCCAAAACAAAAGCACCGAGCAAACCUAAAAAUAAGGAUGACAAGGAUGUAUUGCAUUGGAAAUACUGCUGUAAAGUGUGUGGCAAGUCUUUCUGCUACAGAGCCUCUUUUUUGAAGCAUGUGCAAGAAGACGAGGAGGAUGCAGAUCUUUGUGGUGUGUGUGGGAAACGUUUUGAGUCCGAGGACGGCUUAAGGCUUCACUUGCAAACUUACAUCCGAACGAAUGACUGUGACGUUUGCGGCAAACACUUUGACGGCCACAAACAACUGGAGAUGCACAUGAGGACCCACACAGGAGAGAAGCCGUACAUUUGCUCCGUCUGCGGCAAGGCGUUCGCUCAAAAUGGAAACCUAAUGGGACACAUGAGAGUUCACACGGGGGAGAAGCCGUACGUUUGCAGCGUGUGCGGUCAGAACUUUAGCUUUAAAGAAUACAUGAUGGCUCACAUGAGGAUCCACACGGGGGAGAAGCCGUUCCUCUGCAGCGUCUGCGGGAAAGGCUUCAGACAGAGGGGGACUCUGAAAACACACAUGAUGAUCCACACCGGAGAGUCCACGCACCGAUGCAGCGUAUGUGACAAGAAGUUCUACAAGAGCGGAGCGCUGAAGAUCCACAUGAGGUCGCACACGGGAGAGAAGCCGUAUCUGUGCAACGUUUGUGGGAAAAGCUUCACGGCGAGCGGCUCGCUGACCAAACACAUGGGCGUCCACCAGGGGGAGCGAACGGAGGGCUGCGGCGUCAGCGCCAAAGGGUUCGCGAGGAAGGAGGAUCUGGAAAAACAUGUUCAGACUCACGGGGACGAGUCCACGCAGCUGACAAGUCUUUAAUGCCUUUUUAAAGGAAUGGUUGAUCGUUUUCAUUUUAGAAUAGAAAUCAUGACACCCCUAGUUGCAGCCCUGAUCUAAUGACAUCGUGUGCGCCUAUAUUAUGUUCAUUUUCAGGUUCACAAUUGUAUUUUGAGGUUGUACCAGAAUAGGGUUCCAUGAUUUUAUUUAAAAAAAAAAAUUAAAAUAAAUUGUUGUACUGCACACUGCUGCAUAUCCUAUUCAUGCAGAUGUAAAACCUUGUAGUGUAGGAAUUCUGGCCUUGCAGGUGUUACAUUUAAUAAUUAGUAAAUAAUGUGUCCACGUAAGUACACAUUUAAUGAAAGAAAGAUAAAGGAAAGUCUUUGAUGGAACUAUUGUGAUCAGUUCUCUUGUUUCUGAAGCUACCUUUUUUAGUUUUUAAAAUGAACUUCAGUGGUGACUAAUGAAUCUGAUAUCAGCAAGAUAUGAAUGAAUUUAAAGGAAAAAUCCACAAUGGUUUGUUUGGUAAACCAUGGAUCUGAUGUUCAGAGAAUCAGCAGUGCACCGCAAAAUCAGAUAAAUAUUUCCAGUCAUACGUCUGAAAGAUACAAGAUCUCAAGUACUAUAUGCAUGUCUUAGUUUGACCACUUACAAAAUCAUUAUAGAUUGCAAGGUUAUGUUUUCAAGUUUGACUAUAUGGAGAGAUGAAAUUUUUUUUUUUAAAUUCUGUUUUUAGUCAGUGUUUUUAAUUGUUUUCCUUUACUUUAGAACUUGAGUUCUAUUCAUUUCACAACUUUGAAUUCCAAAGUCUCUCGAGAUGGUGCUGCAGUGUAUAAUUUAUUAUUGUCAAUAAAUGCAGAAAAUCUGUUCUAUUGUCAUUGACUGACUAAUGUUAGUAUGGGUUUGAAGACGCAACCUCAGAACAAUUUCUUUAUGUGUUUAUAAUUAAAAUUUGUAUGUUGAAUGACGUCAUUAAAAAAGUCAUAAAAAGACAAUAUUUGUAUGUUGAAUGAAGUUAUAAAAAAAGUCACAGUAUUAAAAGUAUGUUGGAAAAAGUCAUAAAAACAGCCAUAGUAUAGUAUGUCGAAAUUGUCAUGAAAAGUCAUAGUACAGUAAGUUGAAAAAGUCAUAGUAUAUUAUGUAAUGGUAUAGUAUGUUAAAAAAACUCGUAGUAAUGUAUGUCAAAUGAAGUCAUUAAAAGUUACAGUAUCUGUAAAAAAAAAAGUCAUAGUAUAGUGUGUCAACAAAUGUCAAAGAGCUCAUUAUAGUAUAUGUCAAAAAAAGUUAAAAAAAAAAAGACACAUGUCACAAAAAUCAUAAAAGUAAUUUCAUAGUAUUUAAAAAAAAAAAGUCAUAGUAUGUGAAGUAGAAGUAUGUGGAAAUAAGUACAAUACUGUGUCAGAAUAAGUUAAAAGUACAGAAAGUACAAAAUGUCAAAGAAAUCAUAAAAAAAGUAAAAGGAGAACUGUUUAAGUCAUUUGUCAUGCAAAAAUAUUUCAAAACAUUUAAAUGUAUUUGUAAAAAUGUUGAGGUUGGGACUGUUGGCUGGAUAAAACAAACGGUACGUUGGGCUCUGGGAAGUGGUCAUGCCAUUCCUCACUGUUUUCACAAUUUGUACAAACCAAACAACCCAUUAAUGGAUAAAAUAACCAGCAUAUUACUCCAUAAGAAAAAUAAUUAUUUUGAUAGCCGUUUUUUUUCUCAACCAACUACAACACUAAAAUGCUGCUUCUAUUAAAAGCAUGUGUAAAAACACUAUUGUAUAGUGUAAUAUACAUGUUUAUUUGGUUCGGCUUAGAGUACUUUUACUUUUUAUACAUUUUCUUGUUCAUACUUUUAAGUAACUGAGUAACUUGAGGGACUGAUACUUGUUUUUUUACAGUGUGGUAUGAGUACUUUUACUAAAGUAAAGGAUCUGAAUACUUUCUCCACCGCUGCUAGUGUUGAAUCUAACGACCUUUACGCCAGAGAGAAGGACAGGAGAGGCUUUUAUUGUGAAGCAGAAUAACACUUUUGAAAUGUGACCUCUCUCUGUUUUGAUGACCUCAGAUUUGACAAACACAAGGUGUGUCAUGAUUGAAACCAUGACACAGCAAAACAUACUGUUGCAAAAACAUAAACCCACAGACGUUCAAUUUAAACACAAUUUAUUUUUUCUGCUUAAAUAAUUACUUGGAUCAUCCAGUGUAGGCUAUGUUGGUUCAUCAUACAUGUUGGUACCAGAUUUAUCAUCAACAGUGGAUGCUUAGGGUGGCUUUGUAUGAAAAAAGACAGACAUCAUUUUCUUUUUAAAAUUACACAGAAACGGAAGAUCGGCUGUUUAACAAUGUGUGAUCGAUACUGUGAUUAAGCCAUUAA